Messenger RNA from Argentina anserina (silverweed cinquefoil), 776 nucleotides. RefSeq lists its product as uncharacterized. The record is from RefSeq and is a predicted model, not a curated record. NCBI's taxonomy places the organism in Eukaryota, Viridiplantae, Streptophyta, Magnoliopsida, Rosales, Rosaceae.
CAGAAGAAGCUCCCAUGGUAUGUAUCACUGUCAUCUUUUACAAGAUUUCCUGAAUCCAAUAGUUGGGCAACCGGACUCUGUGCAAAUCUUGAUGUGUUUGAGGACCAAAAUAUGCUCUUGUUAUGGUUGAGGAUGACAAGAAUUCCAGAAUCGGUGACCUGCAGAACACCUGAUGAAUCAGUUGAUAACUUUGGGACAGUUAACCUCGUUGAUGCAUGCCGCAAAGUUGGUGUGAAGAGGUUUAUUCUGGUCAGUUCCAUUCUAGUCAAUGGAGCAUCAAUGGGGCAGAUUCUCAAUCCAGCUUACAUCUUUCUUAAUAUAUUUGGUCUCACUUUAAUUGCAAAGCUUCAGGCAGAGAAUUAUAUCAGGAAGUCUGAUAUAAACUACACAAUAAUAAGGCCUGGUGUGAGAAAUGAACCUCCAACAGGAAAUCUUGUGAUGGAGCCAGAGGAUUCAGGAGGUACCAUCUCCAGAGAUCUGGUUGCAGAAGUAGCUAUUGAAGCAUUAGUCACUCCUGAAGCAUCUUACAAGGUAGUGGAGAUAGUUUCCAAAGCUGAUGGCCCCAAGCGUACAUAUGAUGAACUAUUUGGUUCAAUUAAGCAACGGUGAUCUCUAGUUUGAUGACGGAGUAUCUUGUUGGCAGAUUAAUACGUAACUACGUAUACAGUGUACUCAUUCGUAGUAGCUCUGAUGGCAUAUCUAUGUUUUCUAAUGUUCCUUGUGCAUCAAUACUAUACCUCUUUCAUCACAUUGAUAAUGAUUGGUCUGAUAUCUCA